Trichobilharzia szidati is the source of this 1388-nucleotide messenger RNA. The record is from the annotation of a GenBank genome assembly. NCBI's taxonomy places the organism in Eukaryota, Metazoa, Platyhelminthes, Trematoda, Strigeidida, Schistosomatidae.
CUUACACUCUAGCUUUGCAGAAAUUUGAUUACAAAACUGUGUGCAAGAGAUUCACUGACCCCAAAGAGUGAGAUAAAUGUAUGUUUAUUACUUUUACUGUAUCGAGAAAGGUGAUCUGUCACCCGUGAUUUUUCAAAAGUUGCGAUGCACUUGCUGGAUUUAUAUUCAUUGGUGAUUCGUUGUGGUGGUGUGUUUUUAUCAUACUUGGUGUAUGGCAUAUACCAAGAAAAAAUUACUAAAACUAAGUAUGGUCCAGAAAAAGAGCCUUUCAAUUUCUACUUAUCACUUCUCCUUUUGCAAUGUGCAGUGAACUUUAUUUUUGCCAAAAUAGUUUUAAAAUUGAACCCAGAAUCUCCAUCUACUGCGAAGGGAUAUAAGUUCGCCAUGUGUGGUUUUGCCUAUAUUACUGCAAUGUUUGCAAGCAAUACAAGUUUGAGUUAUGUCAGUUACCCAACUCAGGUGGUAGGAAAGUCCAUAAAGCCGGUACCUGUCAUGCUUCUGAGUGUUCUGCUAGGGAAACGACGUUAUCCUCUGCAAAAGUACAUUUUUAUGACUAUGAUUUCUGUUGGUGUGGCACUCUUCAUGUUUAAGGGGCAUUCGACAGUAGCGCUUACAAGCAACUUUGGUUUUGGAGAGCUUCUCUUGUUGUGUUCUUUACUAUUUGAUGGCAUUACUGCUGGUCUUCAAGAAGAUCUAAAAAGACAUAAUGUUGGUCCAUGCACACUUAUGUCGCAAAUGAACUUUUGGUCUGUCAUUUUCAUACUGGCUGCAAGUUUAGCUACCGGGGAAGUUUUGACAUUUGUGAAAUUCGUGGAAAGGCAUCCUCACGUUCUUCCUGAUAUGGCUAUUUUCUCUGUGAUAAGUGCUGUUGGUCAGUUAUUCCUGUUCGGUUUGAUCACAAAUUUCAGCCCACUAACUUGUUCAGUUGUAACUACAACACGGAAAUUUUUCACAGUUCUCUUCUCAAUUAUUCUAUUCAGUCAUACAAUGACAAAUCGUCAAUGGAUUGGAACUGUUUGCGUAUUUUCUGGUUUACUACUUGAUCAAAUCUAUGGGAAAACACCUUCUAAACAAACAUUGGACAAUAAGAAUACUAGAAAUGGUACAGUUAAAUCUGUUAAUAGACGUGAUAAAUCUGAAGGAGAAGAAGUAGGAAAGAGUGAAAUAAACAAAACCAAAUAAUAACCAUACCUCUCAAUGUAAAAUUUGCACGCUGAAUGAUAUAUUGCAUUUGAAUAUGCAUUAAGUCUUCAAGUUUUGCUGUUCUUGUUGUUAUUCUGCUGUGAUGAUUUUAUCCUUUUGUUUCCGUAUUGUUCCUGUAUUAUGCCUUUUGUAAUUUCAUACUCACUAUUUCAUCUUAAUAAAAUACACGCACACACGUUUACGUA